UAACAUCUCAUACAAAUACAAAACGUUGCGCAACACGGUAGGAGUCGCGUCCUCUUUUCUUGUAGUGAGCUUGGGCUGCCUGUGUUUACAUGAGUCUGCUCUAUUUAACCUUAGUUGCCUAAUCAGAGAGAGCAGAUGUUAUGUAACAUAAUGAAUAUGUUCUGAUAAUUAAUUUUUUCCGCGAUAGUUAAACUCUUAUUUACUUCGCUUUAAAAAAAUGAGGGUUGCAAUAAUAGGAGCUGGAGCUAGUGGUCUUACCUGCAUAAAAUGCUGCAAAGACGAAGGAUUAGAACCGGUAUGUUUCGAACAAGAGGACUCCAUUGGAGGACUGUGGUAUUUUACCGAGGAGGAGCGACAUAGCUCCGUAUACAGGUCAACGGUAAUUAACACCAGCAAGGAAAUGAUGUGCUUUUCGGAUUUUCCAAUCCCUAAAGAAUAUCCCCCGUUUAUGCAUCACCAAUUGAUCAUGAAAUACCUCCAUUUGUACGCGAAAGAAUUCGAAUUGUACAGAAACAUUCGGUUUCGCACUAAGGUGGUUGACCUCAAGAAAGCGCCAGAUUUUGAUGAAAGCGGGAAAUGGGAAAUCCUCUUUCAAGAACUUGACGACAAGAAUCCCAACGCAGUGAAGAAAGAAGUGUACGAUGCUGUGAUGCUUUGUGUGGGUCACCACUCAGAUCCUUCGUGGCCAACCUUUCCCGGUAUGGACGGAUUUUCAGGGCGUAAGAUCCACAGCCAUGCAUACAAAGACUUUAAACCAUUUGAAAACACGAAAGUCUUAGUGGUUGGUAUAGGGAACUCUGGUGGUGAUAUUGCUGUGGAACUCAGUCGUCACACUAAACAAGUCUUUCUCAGUACUCGCAGAGGGGCUUGGGUCCUGUCCCGCAUGGGGAAGGGAGGCGAGCCUUUGGACCAGCAGGUCAACAGGCGUUUUGGGACUCUUUUGCCAAACUCCCUUCGAACAAGUCUUUUUAAAAAAAUGUUAAAUGAGAGAUUUGAUCAUGAAGUUUUUGCACUGCAGCCUCAACAUCCAAUUGCUGGUCAGCAUCCAAUGGUCAAUGAUGCACUGCCUCACCGCAUAAUCAUUGGAAGUGUUGUCAUUAAACCUAAUGUGAGCUCUUUCACCGAAACUGGAGUUAUCUUUGAUGAUGGUACCCAAAUAAAUGACUUGGAUGCUGUGAUCUUCUGCACAGGGUACAAGAUAGGAUUCAGGUUCAUUGAUCAAUCAAUUCUCCCAGUUAGUGACAACAAAGUUGAUUUGUACAAAUAUGUGUUCCCACCAAACCUUACCAAACCAACCCUUGCUGUUAUUGGAUGUGUGCAACCUCUUGGUGCCAUUUUCCCUCUGUCAGAACUCCAGGGACGGUGGGCAACCCGAGUGUUUGGUGGGAAAACACCCCUUCCCUCUAAGAAUGCCAUGAUGGAAGAUGUUGAAAUGAAAAGAGAGGCCAUGCAAAAUAGAUAUUAUACUUCUAAACGCCACACAAUUCAGGUUGACUACAUCCCCUAUGCUGAUGAAUUGGCAAAUCAGGUUGGUUGCAAGCCAAACUUGGUAAAGCUCUUUUUCAGUGAUCCUACACUAGCCCUGAGGUGCUUUUUUGGACCUUGUACACCAGUCCAGUAUCGUCUAAUGGGCCCUGGUGCAUGGAAAGGAGCUAAAAAAGCUAUUGAAGAUGCUCCAGGAAAUGUGAUUUAUGCAACAAAGACUCGUGUCUUGCUAAAGAAGGAAGAGCAGGCACCUAACACCCCUGCUGUGUAUCUGAUGUUUUUAGUUUUGUUUGUGGUGUUGGUUUCCAUUUUCUUACAAUUCUGCAGAACACUUGAGUAAUUCAGAGUGAGAGGUCACCACAGAGUGCACAUGACUUCAAAGAAUAAUUCAUAAUUUAAGGAGGUAUGUUCUGUUUUUUUUAACUUAAAAAACUUGCUGCCUUGUUUUAAACAAAACAAAACAAAGAAACAAAACCCUAAAAUAACAUGACACAAGAUAGCCAUAUGUAACAUAGAUAAUUUGUGCCUUCUUAUUUCCAAUCUUCACAAUUUUCAGACAGCCUUUAACUUGAACAUUUGAACCUCCAAAUGCUGUAAACCAUCACCAACAGAUAUCAUGAUAUAGUUAUAGCGCUAGGCGUGGUGUUGGAUUAGUGCAUUGGUCCUAGAGUUGUAUUUCAUGUAGGGUGUACUAGAGUAACAGUAGCAGUUUCUGCAUAGUCUUGGUCUGGUGGAACCCCUAGAUACUGUAAUGUACUUUUCAUUAUUAUGUCUCCCAGAGAGAAUUGCAUCAUUGAAUAAAGUCUCGCAUUUGAUUGGUUAA
This is a messenger RNA of Stylophora pistillata, 2308 nucleotides long. RefSeq names its product flavin-containing monooxygenase 5. The record is from RefSeq and is a predicted model, not a curated record. Gene Ontology annotation, molecular function: N,N-dimethylaniline monooxygenase activity; flavin adenine dinucleotide binding; NADP binding. NCBI's taxonomy places the organism in Eukaryota, Metazoa, Cnidaria, Anthozoa, Scleractinia, Pocilloporidae.